AGUAACGAGAGGCAGUUUGUUCGCGAUGGCUGAAAGCAAAGUUACGAUCGCUCUGAAACCGGGCACUAUCAUUGGUCAGAAGGGGACGCUUCCGAAUGGGAGCGAUUCGUUUGUCUUCAAAGGUAUUCCGUACGCAGAGCCACCGAUCAAUGAGCUUCGCUUUAAGUCUCCGGUGCCGCUGGUGUCGUUUGCUAGCGACCCGCUGGAAUGUCUCGCCGAUGGUCCGUCCUGUUGGGCCGAUGAAAAGAUGUUCGAUUUUCCGAGCGUUGGACACAAGUCGGAGGACUGUCUGUAUCUGAACGUGUUCUCGCCGGAUUUGAAACCCAAAGCGUUACUCCCGGUGAUGGUGUGGAUACAUGGCGGAGGGUUUUUUAUCGGAUCCGGACACUCGGCCCUGUACGAUCCGGAGUACAUUGUGCAGCAA
Anopheles cruzii is the source of this 424-nucleotide messenger RNA. Its product is annotated as para-nitrobenzyl esterase-like. The annotation marks the transcript as partial. Lineage: Eukaryota; Metazoa; Arthropoda; Insecta; Diptera; Culicidae. Gene Ontology annotation, molecular function: hydrolase activity. The record is from RefSeq and is a predicted model, not a curated record. The transcript has a single exon.